Molecule: messenger RNA, 4662 nt
Organism: Panicum hallii
Lineage: Eukaryota; Viridiplantae; Streptophyta; Magnoliopsida; Poales; Poaceae
Product: phototropin-1A
Exons: 22
Coding region: 1789-4485 (898 amino acids)
Biological process (GO): protein phosphorylation
Cellular component (GO): plasma membrane; cytoplasm; nucleus
Molecular function (GO): protein serine/threonine kinase activity; ATP binding
Source: RefSeq, a predicted model, not a curated record
AAGCUGCUGCCCAGCGUAUACGUAUAUAUAUACUCCUCCUCCUCCUCCUCAUCAUCAUCAUCAACAUCUGUCGUGAUCGAUGUGUCCGAAUUUUCUCCAUCUCCAUGGUCCUCAUCAAUAAUCUUCUUGCUAGCCUAGCCGGCCUCCAUGCCAUGGCCAUACCACGCGCACGCCACUGCUAGCUGCAUCUCCGGAUGUAUGGAUGGGCACCUCACCACCACUACUAGCAGAUAUCUGCUGCAGUCUCCCGGGCCCCGGCGUGUGUAUAUAUCCCAGUUGCCGCUGAAUCGAAGAAGCUAAUUAAGCCGCUGCUAGCAGAUCGAUCGAGCAGCUGGCUAGCUAUCUUAAUUUGCUUCAUCAUCAACCUCAGUCAGUUCGAUGGCUUUCAAAGGUCGUGCCGUUACCCCGUGAAGCAUUGAUUGUUCAGGUUCCGAUUUGGAUUCCGAUUGAUUUGUCCGGAUUCCGAUUGAUUUGUUCAGAUUCCGACGGACAAUGAAUCAGUGAUUGCUUUAGAAAUAGAAGAGAUAGAGAUUAGUACGUCCAGCAAUUUCUUCCUUAUCCAAUAUGUGUGAUCGAUGUGGACGGUGGUCCCAUCCCCAUCUCGAUCGCCCUUUGCAUCCGUUGUCUUUUUACCAGCUAAUUACGUACUAAUUACGUACCGACAUACAUACAUAUAUAAUAUGAAAUUUGGUCGUCAGAUUAUUAAAUAAAUACCAAUAGUCAUCCAGAAUAAAAAUCUAUCUGAAAUUCUUCCAAAGAAGAACAUUUGAUAUAUAUCGCAGGCCGUCAACCUCAUGUACUUUCAUGGCCCAUCUAUCCCUCCAAGUCAAGAAGCUAGCUAGUGCUCCUAGCUAUGGAAUGGACAAAAUAUAAACAUUAGAGAAUUUAAUUCAUCCAGGAAAGUUUCUCAUGUACUAAUUAAUGUUCGUUUUUCUUAAUACAGACCAGGUAUAAACGCCUAAGCCUUUUUUAUAUAAAAAAAGAUUCCAAUGAGACCCUUUAUUUGGAUCAAACGAAUAUUUACCAACAAAUCCUUUGAAAUUCCUAGGAAACCGGCAAUUGCAAAGAAAUUUAGGGAAAAACAUAAUAUGACAUACACAAUUUUUCUGCAUGUUCUAGUCAUGUACGAUGCAAACUGGCAAGGCAUUCCAAUCUAUUUUCUUCCUAUUCCAUUUUAUUUCUAAAGGAGGCCUAAAGUAAAAGUAGCUAUGACAAAAUUAUAGCAGAUAUGUACUACUACAAGCUGGCCGAAUCCAAUUCCAUGCAUUUAAUUUUUUUUCUGAUAUUGAUGUAUACACGUGAUCCUGCAUGUAUCGUCAUCGUCUCGUCUCACAUGCAUGCAUCCUUUUUCAUCUUUACAAAUAAACCUACUAUCCUUUCCACCUUUACUUUGUUCUAUUUUCUCCGUCACUCUAGUCCGGUGGGUUCACUGUCAGAGAAAUGAUUUUUGUUUUUCUUUCUAUCAGCUUAAUCUCUAGAAGUUUAUGAUCCUCCCAUCCUUAGCUUCGAGGUAGAGAUAAUAGAUGGUGCUUUUCUCAGAUGCUUCACUGUAUGCUGUUUCAUUAACCAAUGGAGAAAAUAUUGAAUCAGUGAGCAAUAAAAUAUUUAAUAAGCAUUAAAAUAGUCCUUCGGAAAAAACACAAAAUCCAAAACCAUGUGUGUAUUGUUCUCUGCCCCUCUAACAAAGAAAAAGGAACGUUUUCAUGCUAUAUAUGUUAUUUUUAUAGUAGUGCGCACUUUGCUUUAUUUUUUUAAGCAAGUUAUGCUGUGAGUGGAGUGAAGUGAGUGAUGAUGUGGCCAACUGUAGGACUUCCACGCGACUCCCGUGGGUCUUUGGAAGUCUUCAAUCCAGAUGCCCCCACUUUGAUUUGCCCACCGAAGCGGGAGCCCAUCACCUCCCCAUUCCUCCUGAGCUUCGCCGCGGAUGAUGACGAGGUGCAGGAGGAAGAUAAGGAUGUUGUCGUGGGCCGGGCUGCACAAAGGGCCGCCGAGUGGGGCCUCAUCCUCCAAACCGACAAGCACACCGGCCGGCCACAGGGCGUCACCGCCCGCCCCUCCGGCUCCGGCCCCACCAGCGAGAGUGGAAACUCCCUCGACGAGACGACCGCCGACAUGGCCAGGGUGCUACCCCGAGUGUCGGAGGAGCUCCGUGCCGCGCUCUCCGCAUUCCAGCAGACCUUCGUGGUGUCCGAUGCCACCCGCCCCGAUCACCCCAUCCUCUAUGCCAGCGCCGGAUUCUUCAAUAUGACCGGCUACUCCUCCAAUGAGGUCGUCGGAAGGAACUGCCGCUUCCUGCAGGGCUCCGGGACGGACCCGGCCGAGAUCGCCAAGAUCAGGCAGGCGCUCUCAGCUGGCUCAAACUACUGCGGCCGUGUUCUCAACUACAAGAAGGAUGGCACACCGUUCUGGAAUCUCUUGACUGUUGCCCCCAUCAAGGAUGAGGAUGGCAGGGUCCUCAAGUUCAUUGGGAUGCAAGUAGAAGUGAGCAAGUACACCGAAGGGAGCAAGGAUACGGCUGUGCGCCCGAAUGGAUUGCCAGAAUCACUUAUCAAAUAUGAUGCAAGACAGAAGGAUCAGGCCCGUGGCUCAGUCUCUGAGCUUCUGCUUGCCCUCAAGAAUCCAAGAUCAUUGUCUGAAGCAAGAAACAGCACCUUAAAAAGAAAAUCACAGGAAGCAGAAUGUGUGUUUUCGACUGAAGUUCCUGGCAAGAGAACCUCCGAAAGUGGAAUGAGAAGCUCUCUGCAGAAAAUCAGUGAAGUACCCGAAGGAGGGAAUAAAAGUAGAAAAUCUGGCUUGCGUUCACUUAUAGGUUUUCUUGGUAUGGGCCAUGGAAAUGUACAGAAGAACAUGCUGAAACCAAGAGAAGAUCUGCUAAUUGACAGUGAUGAUGAAAGACCCGAAAGCUUUGAUGAUGAUUUCAGGAGAAAAGAAAUGAGAAGGGGUAUGGACUUGGCUACUACACUUGAACGUAUUGAAAAGAAUUUUGUCAUCACCGAUCCGAGGUUACCUGAUAAUCCAAUUAUAUUUGCAUCGGAUAGCUUUUUGCGAUUGACAGAGUAUAGCCGUGAAGAAAUAUUGGGAAGAAACUGCAGGUUUCUUCAAGGACCUGAAACUGACCGUGGGACAGUAAAGAAAAUAAGAGAUGCCAUAGAUAACCAAACAGAGGUCACUGUUCAGCUGAUAAAUUACACAAAAAGUGGCAAAAAAUUCUGGAACCUCUUUCACUUGCAACCAAUGCGUGAUCAAAAGGGUGAUGUUCAGUACUUCAUUGGGGUUCAGUUAGAUGGAACUGAACGUGUUCGAGAUGCUGCUGCAAAAGAUGGUGCCAUGCUGGUUAAGAAAACUGCAGACAAUAUUGAUGAGGCUGCAAAGGAACUUCCUGAUGCUAAUUUGAGUCCGGAGGAUCUAUGGGCUAAUCACUCAAAACCAGUCCUGCCAAAGCCACAUAUGAAGGAUACUGCAUCAUGGAGAGCCAUCCAAAAAGUUCUUGAGAAUGGUGAAAGCAUUGAUUUAAAACAUUUCAAGCCAGUAAAACCUUUAGGAUCUGGUGACACUGGCAGUGUCCAUUUGGUCGAGUUGCUUGGUACAGGCGAAUACUUUGCCAUGAAAGCUAUGGAUAAAAGCGUCAUGCUUAACCGAAACAAGGUCCAUAGAGCGACUGUUGAACGACAAAUCCUCGAUAUGUUGGACCACCCAUUCCUUCCCACAUUGUACGCAUCAUUUCAGACCAAGACACAUAUAUGUCUUAUUACUGACUAUUGCUCUGGUGGGGAACUUUUUAUGCUCCUUGAUAGGCAACCUAUGAAGGUUCUAAAGGAAGAUGCAGUAAGGUUUUAUGCUGCAGAAGUGGUCACAGCACUGGAAUACCUGCAUUGCCAAGGUAUAAUCUACCGAGACUUAAAGCCGGAAAAUAUUUUACUUCAUAGAGAUGGGCACAUUUCCCUGACAGACUUUGAUUUGUCUUGCUUGACAUCUUGUCUACCACAGGUGUUUCUUCCGGAAGAUAAUGAUAAGAAGAAAGGGAGGAGAAAGAGUAUGGGUUCUCCCAUAUUCUUUGCUGAACCAAUGCGAGCAUCAAAUUCGUUUGUUGGUACAGAGGAGUACAUUGCGCCUGAGAUCAUUACUGGAGCUGGGCAUACAAGUGCUGUCGAUUGGUGGGCUCUAGGAAUUCUUCUAUAUGAAAUGCUGUAUGGUUACACACCAUUUAGAGGAAAAACAAGACAGAGGACCUUUGCAAAUGUUCUGCAUAAGGACAUUAGAUUUCCUACGAGCACAGAGGUAAGCCUGGUGGCAAGGCAGCUGAUGUACCGGCUGUUGCACCGGGACCCUGCAAAUAGGCUGGGGUCCUACGAGGGCGCUUCGGAGAUCAAGCAACAUGCCUUCUUCCGCGGCAUCAACUGGGCUCUCGUUCGGGCUGCCGCACCGCCCAAGCUGGAGGUGGAGGAGGAGACACCUGUUACCGCUGGUCACACGGAUAUGUUCUGAAGGAGUAAUAUGAAAAAAAUGAUAUGAUAAUUAACUUGGCAACGAUUGAUUGUUCCAGAGGUGUUGGGAUGCCAGAAUGUGUGAUGCUAAUGUAAUGUUAUUAUUUUCUUGAGAGGAUUUUCUCUGGUUAAUUAAGAAGACCCACAGAGGAAAGGAAAACACACCUUUAAAUUUUUA